AAAUAGAGAUAAUUUUAGGGCGAGGCGACGUUUUCACCUGCUGAACGAUUCAUUUUCCCACUUCUUGCCAGUCGCUUUCAACAUACAAGGUGCAAAGUGGGUGGAUUAUAUCAGUGCCUCUACCAAAGGAUUAGCUACAGAAGAAAAGACGUUGCAAGGAAUAUUUUCUACUGGUUUAAAGUGCUAAAGUGAAAAGGGAUUGUGUGAAUUAAGUGAAGAGAUCAAUAAAGUGCUGGAAAAAUGGCGGGAAAGGGCCAGGGACAGGGUGAAAAUGCUGCAAAGCUGGAAAAUCAAAUAGCCUGCAUUAAAUACACAAUAUUCUGCUUCAACAUUUGUGCUUGGAUGGUGGCUGCAGCUCUCUUUGCUCUCACCGUUUGGAUAAGGGCUGAACCCGGUUUUGCUGAUUGGGUGGAUAUCCUUGAGAUUCAUGCAUACUACAUUGGAAUCUAUAUUCUUAUUGGCAUGAGUAUUAUUGUCAUGGUUUCGUCUUUUCUGGGAUGCUGCAGUGCCCUCAUGGAACAUUCACUUGCUCUAUUCAUGUUUAUCGGUACACAAUGCUUCUGCUUCAUUGUUGGCACUGUUGGUGCUGCUGUUCUUCUGAGUUUCAGUACAAUAGGCUCAAAUGUUCAGCCCAUGAUCUACGACACAAUCACCCGCCUCAUUAUGGCCUCAUCUCAUCAUCAACCAUCUGCUGAUAUCUUGAAGAUGAUUCAAGAAUCUAUUGGCUGCUGCGGAGCUGAUGGUCCCAAUGACUAUGUCAUCCUGAAACAUCCCCUGCCAAGAGAGUGCAGAGAUACCGUAACUGGAAACGCCUUCUUCCAUGGCUGCGUGGAUGAAUUGACGUGGUUCUUGGAGGAUAAAUCCGGCUGGGUAGCUGGUCUUGCCAUGGCUCUAGCCCUCAUGCAUGUCAUCAAUGGUGUUAUGAGCUUGGUCCUUAUACAAGCACUCAAGAAAGAAGAAGGAGAAGUGCACGGAUACAGACACUAAAUUCCCCGACACAAUCUUCAAUAAUCUGUUUAUUUUACAUUUAGCUCCUCAAGAUUUUUAAUAUCAUUUUUAUGUAGAGAUCAUCGAUCCGUGGAAGAUCAUUGCUGACCGUUGAUUCAUGACACACACAGAUACAUUUAUGAUUUCAUGCUUUUGUAUACUUCUGGGCGAAUAAAAACGUGUUUUAAGAUAAGAAA
Molecule: messenger RNA, 1184 nt
Organism: Phlebotomus papatasi
Lineage: Eukaryota; Metazoa; Arthropoda; Insecta; Diptera; Psychodidae
Gene: Tsp2A
Product: tetraspanin-2A
Exons: 4
Coding region: 241-987 (248 amino acids)
Cellular component (GO): membrane
Source: RefSeq, a predicted model, not a curated record